Messenger RNA from Drosophila biarmipes, 1538 nucleotides. Its product is annotated as pyridoxal phosphate phosphatase PHOSPHO2. Bases 106 to 1011 code for a protein of 301 amino acids. The record is from RefSeq and is a predicted model, not a curated record. Gene Ontology annotation, molecular function: phosphatase activity. The transcript has 2 exons. NCBI's taxonomy places the organism in Eukaryota, Metazoa, Arthropoda, Insecta, Diptera, Drosophilidae.
UGAACACCGAUGAUUUCAGAGCCUGGAGCAUCGGUCCAUCGAUGAUUCUGCACCCCCGCAUCGCAAUGUCCUCGAACUGAACUGAUUUGGGAGUCCAGCCACAGAAUGUCCUCGAAGCAGACCCCCGCCGCGGUGGCUGCGGCCGUGGCCAGCUGCAAGUUGAAGAAGCAGCAGCGCCGCCGCCUGGCGGCCUUUGACUUCGACCACACGAUUGUCUCCCAGAACACGGACACCGUAGUUCGCGACUUGCUGCCCACGGAGGUGACUAGCGCCCGCGCCAACGAGCUGGUGGAGAACGAUUGCUGGACGGAGUACAUGGCCGAGGUUUUCCGCCUGCUGCACGAGCAACAGGUACCGGAAGCGCGGAUUCGGGACACCAUCCGAGGCAUUCCGGAGGUGCCCGGUUUCGUGCGGCUGAUCAAGCACCUGGCCAAACGCCUGCACUACGACCUGAUCAUCAUCAGCGACUCAAACAGCGUCUUCAUCGAAGAGUGGUUGCGGGCGCACAACUUGGCCGACUGCUUCGUGGCCGUCUUCACCAAUCCGGCGGAAUUCGACGCCUCUGGACGACUUUUAGUCCGGGCUCACCAUCAGCAGUCGGACUGCAAGCUGAGCGCCAGCAAUCUGUGCAAGGGCCGCGUCCUGGAGCACUUUGUCAUCGAGCAGGACUUGCGGCGCAGCAUCCGGUACGACCACGUCUUCUACGUGGGCGACGGCAACAACGACAUCUGCCCCGUGCUGCGGCAGCGGGCCUGCGACUUCGCCUGUGCCCGCAAGGGCUUCGCCAUGGAGAAGCACCUGCUGCGCAACCGCAGCAAGUUGAAGCUCCGCGCCCAGCUGCUGAUCUGGAAGAGCGGCUUCGACUUGAUGGACCAGAUGCUGGCCCUGCCACAGCUGAAGACCCCGCAGCUGCUGGAUGAUGCGGAUCCGGAUGGCGAGGCCGAGGCUACGGAACUGGCGGUUCGGCGAGCCUCGGCGGUGGCUCCCGGCUCGACCAAGUCGCCAAAUUAAGGAGGCAUUUAAGGUUUACGCAUUUGAGACCUGCACGAGUUGGUGUAGAAGAACGCGAAUUCUGUGGCGAAUGGGCCCUUAAACAGGCGAGAUGGAAUAUGGAGAGAUGUAGGUCUUUUUGGGUGAUGCUUCGAUUCUAUUCAUACGGUUCUACGAUGCCUGGAAGUACUCGUGAAGGUCUUAAAUCCACAUCCCCAUGCACAACACAAUCAUCGUUGUUCCAUCAUGUGGUCUGGUCUGUUUUUUGUUUAAUCCUCUCCCUCCCUCUAUUGCACCAACUAUGCCAAGUAUGAUAGGUGGAUCUGUGGAUCUGUGUGCCAGGACUCUAGCCCGCAGAAAACACAUUGUCUCUCAAACAGUACAAUUUCAGUGGCGUGUGCGCCAGUUCAAGGAGUCAAUUUUGAGCUGCGGCUGUUAAUGUUUAAUCCAUGUGUGUAUAUUGUAACUUGUUGUAAUUGAUUUUAUCGCAAGCUGUAUAUGAGUGUCCAUAUUAUAUGCAUUUGAAUGUGUGUUUUGCCGUUACUGCA